Molecule: messenger RNA, 711 nt
Organism: Eimeria acervulina
Lineage: Eukaryota; Apicomplexa; Conoidasida; Eucoccidiorida; Eimeriidae
Exons: 6
Coding region: 1-711 (236 amino acids)
Source: RefSeq, a predicted model, not a curated record
AUGCAGCGUAAUUCACUCAUCGCCGGUGUACCGGCAUUUUAUCUCUCGGCGUUUUUCUUUUUCGUGGUUUUGCUGCUGGCUGCUUCGUCUGUUAUCUCUUUUGCUUCCUGUUCUGCUCGCUCUUUGCGCAAACGAAGGACUGAUGAGUUGUUUAAUUGUUUAUCUGCAUUUUCUCUUUCGUCUCCCUGGCCUUCAAAAGGUGCGCGGGCAUUCGCUCAGCUACGCCUCACCCAAGAAAGCAACCUCAACCCCGGUCUAGAAGGGACUGCCGACUUGCAAGUAGAGAAGGAAGCACUAAUAAAUGCAGCAGGAGCAUCUCCGGUGUACGUGCAGCUCCUCUCAGUUGACUGGACGUCGGAGCCCUUUGCAGCACCAGCAGCAGCAGGAGACACUGCAGCAGCAGGAGGAGACACUGCAGCAGCAGCAGGAGACACAGCAGCAGCAGCAGGAGACACUGCAGCAGCCGCAGGAGACACUGCAGCAGCAAAGCAACAACUAGUAUCAACUGCAGCAGGAGCAGCAGGAGCAACUGAAGCAGCAGCAGAUGUAGCAGCAGCAGCAGCAGCAGCAGCAGCAGCAACAGAAGGGUUUACGCUGCUGCUGCAGCUGUCGGUUCCACCGCAGCAGAAGCUGCAGAGACAGCCGAGCGCCUCCGAUGUCUUUCUUGAAAUUAUCCUCAGAAUUAUAACCCCAGUUGCUUUCUUAUGCUAG